CCUAUAGUUGACUAAUGAUCGGAGAAGUGGAGAAAAUGUUGGCGGUGGGCCUGAUCUGGGGAGCUACCAACGCCGCCAUGCGCCGCGGCGCGCUCCUCUGGGAACAAUACCUCAAGUCCAGUCCAGCCGCAGGCGUCCCACCUUGCAACUUCAAGCAAAGGAUCCUCAAAUCCUUAUCCGAUUGGCUAACCCUCCUUUUGUUUUGGCAAUAUUCAAUCCCUUUCUUAAUCAACCUCUCCGCGUCGGCCACUUUCUUCUCCAUAUUAAGCCAGGCUCCAAUUUCGCUCGCCGUCCCGGUCACCAACGCCACGACGUUUGCUGCUACCGCCGUUUUUGGAAUCGUGCUGGGCGAGCGGACCCGGAUCGGUCUUGCUCUGUUGGGUACAGGUUUUAUUGUUUUGGGUGUUUGGCUUUGUAUCACGUGACCUGCAUGUACUUUUCCUUUACCGAUGUUCUUAUUAACUGUUAUUACGUUACCUUUUUUUCUUUGAAGCACAAUUUAAAGCUCAGAUUAUGAAUCAUAUGCGUAUAAUUUUGCUUUCAUGUAGAAAAAUCCUGUUGGUAACAGUGUUGUUCAGUUUAUUUGUA
Molecule: messenger RNA, 588 nt
Organism: Hibiscus syriacus
Lineage: Eukaryota; Viridiplantae; Streptophyta; Magnoliopsida; Malvales; Malvaceae
Product: transmembrane protein 234 homolog
Exons: 1
Coding region: 15-425 (136 amino acids)
Source: RefSeq, a predicted model, not a curated record